Molecule: messenger RNA, 6765 nt
Organism: Babesia bovis T2Bo
Lineage: Eukaryota; Apicomplexa; Aconoidasida; Piroplasmida; Babesiidae
Exons: 1
Coding region: 25-6735 (2236 amino acids)
Source: RefSeq, a predicted model, not a curated record
AAUGUUAGUAUAUAAUGUGUAGCGAUGUUGAUUUGGCCUUCUUUAUUAUCUGCGCUGUGCGCGAGUAUCGCGUGUCUGGGCGCUGAAGGAAGUCCCGGUGCUUUGACCUUGACUCCUGCGCAGGUGUUAUUGCCUUCGACUUCUUUUUAUGAUGUAGUUGGGGGUGUGGACCCUUUACGUGUCCAUGUGCAGGUUUUACUGCGUGUUGAGCCUCGUGUUUGCGCUGUUUGGUCAGUUCAGAAUCCUGAAUUGUUGAAUUUGUUUUCUCCGAAUAAUGCUGAGUCUUUGAAUGAUUUUGGUGCUACCUCAAAUCCGGCAUUGGGUGAAAACUGUUCUAGUACAAUAUGGGCUGCUUCAAUUCGUUCUGGCCCGUUAUCAUCUGAGGCGUUACGCAGUUGGGUCUUUGCUUUUGAUCCUUCAACUGGUUCCCGUACAGGUGCUGAGGUUGUGAUAUCGCCUAUGCGUUCAAUUCAAUUUGAAACGCGUAAUCGUCGUAUUGCUGUUAACCAGGUUGCUACCCUGAAGAUCGUUGGUCACGAUGGCUUUGCUAAUACCUUCACUUCUCUUGAGGGUAUCCCCUUUGAGGCUCGUAUAUCUGACCCUGGUAUAAUGGAUAUAAUUGACAUUCGUCACGAGCCGGACGUUGCCACUCGUGCUCGUGCAUCGCUAUUGGACAAGCGUGAUCGUUUUGUUGUCGGCAAGGGUUAUGUCUUGACUUCUGAUGUGAUAGUGCUUCAAGGUCGUUCAGUUGGUAGAGCCAAAAUAUCGGUUCGCGUAUUAUUACCUGAAUAUCGCGGCAUAGUGCUUGAGGACGUUGAGUUUACAGUUUCUGAUAGCAUUGACCUUGAGCCUUCUGGUCGUGUCCUGGUGCCUCCGGGUGUUGACCUAAAGUUUUGCGUACAGAAGAUUAAACCUCAAUCUGUGAUUGAGGGUGUGUGGGACUCUAAAGUUGACUUAAGUCAAUACUCAUGGUCAGUUUCCGGUACUCACCCUGGUGUAUCGGUGCGUGGCGACGGUACUCUGCGUACUGGUAAAUCUGGCGGCAUUGACUACCGUGUAAUAUUGACUGACAAGCGCAACAUGGAGACUUUCAGCACUGAUGUGAGUGUGCGUGAUCCUGCUAGUUUGGAACUAUCCUAUGGCAGUCUCCAUCCCAUGUUUGAGUGCUACCGUUCUAAGGGCUGUGACCUGGGUUCGGGUCUUUCUUUGGAUAUGCUCUCAAGGCUACACCGUGACAUCUAUGGCCGGUGUCACGGGAGCGUAAGAUGUGGAUCUCGGACAUUGAGUGGCCCCGGGACGGUUUCAUACUUACUAUUGGGACGUGAUUACAUUUUCGACGUUUCCAUGCGUGAUAAGGACAACAGCUUGGUGUAUAUAACCGAAUCCAUUAUGCUACAAUGGUCGGUGUUGACUAGUGGCAUCCUUGAGGUUACACCUAGUGCCAAUGGCAGGUUUGCGUUGGUGCGCGCUUCGAAAGAGGGCACUGCCGAGGUUAAAGUUGGCCUGGACAAGAGCAGUACGGUACAUAUCACAUUUAAGGUAUCCGUUACCGAUCCUGUCCACCUUGAGCAUUUCGUCACUGAUGAGCUGGUUCCCACUUCAGUUGGUACCGGUAUGAAUACCGAUAAGCCAUUGGAGCCUAUAGUUGGCAGCCGUGUGCCUUUAGUGGUACCUCUGAAUGAACCCGUGAAGCUCUUACCUCGUGGCGGUUCUGGUGAGUACCACUGGCAUGUGGAUAACCCUGGUUUGUGUAACGUCAAGUUUGGCGUCUUGCGCUGCAAGUCUUAUGGCAGCACUGUCCUGACUCUGUCUGACAGCUUGAACCCGGAGAAUAUCUACAAGAUCCAGGUAAUAUCCCAGAAGAUUGAGCGUUUGGAGUUGGUACCGUCGAAUGUCCAUAUUGAAUCCGGUACAUCAUUUAAGCUAUCACUUGUUGCACACGCUGAUAUCUCUGGGAUCGCGCCUGUAUUUUCGAAAACGUGGGAUUCAGCCGCUAUAUUCUACGCCUGUAUGCCGUUAUCGUGUCAAGCAGGUUCAGAUGCAACGAAGUCUAACUGCCGUGUUGAGCAUGAUCGGUCAAUAUUAGAUUUGGUUGCCUUAAAGCACUCCGCAUUCACGUGCGGUACUCUUGAAUACCGUGCUUUACAUCCCGGUGACGCUUCAGUUACUAUAACCGUACACCACGAGUUGAUGUCUGCCCCCGAAUUGUCAGCUAGUACUGCGGUAUCAGUCUAUGAACGCCUGUCUCUCCAGUUACACUCGGACUAUUCCGCGUUUCCGAUGAAUACCGCUCCUCAGCCUUAUAUGGCAGUUCAACAGACUGGAGCUAUCCCUAAAGUACUGGCUAACGUUGCCAUUGGUUCUAAGGUACGCCUAGUAGUUCGAGGCGGCCCGCCAAUGCAUUUGGAUAAGGUCAAUGUCACUGGCUGCGGCGGCAACGCCUUGAAGCAUUUACACCUGGAGCGCGUUGACAAGAGUUCACUUGAUGUCUACUGUUUAUCGGAAACCGCUGGCGAGCGCAUUUGCAUUGGUGUUGAUAACAACGUGCGUAACGAAUAUGCCAUAAGUUGUAGACUUCCGUCAUACAUUGAGAUCCACCCCUUGGUUCCCGUGAAUAGCUAUGGCAUAGAGGAUAAUCUAAAAUACUGCAGUGGCUCUCCGGUUAACUGGGAUGCCCAUGAAGACAUUUCUUCAGGUGUAUUCGGGAGCGCUUCGGGUUUAUGCUAUAAAAAUGAAGGCAAGACUAAAUGGCAAGUUCGCGUGAACCAGUUUGGUACCCAUGCUUUCCGUGCUGUUGUCUAUGAUCCCUUUGGGAUCCCCUUGUGCCCGAUUCAUAAUUACAACCUAUCGUGGAGACCGGUAGCCCAGUUGCCAAAAGAGUCUGGAACUGCUUCAUACCAGAAGAUUGACGGGUCGAUCUACAUUAGGGACUACUCCAUAUCCACUGCGGAGGACCUAACCGUUGCUUUAGAGUGGCAUGAAUCAAUGGAACCCAAGCAACCAACAGGUUUGUCCAAGGCGUCAGUGCCUAAAAGCGUGACUGCUUUAAUAUCAAAGUCGAAGCUUUGGAAACGGUCAGCUGACCGUAAGCCCGUUUACUACCUGGAUUCAGUUUUGCGCGUUAUACCUACGUUACCACACGAGAUAUUGAUAUCAGCUGAUGAAUCCCGUGACAAGCGUGUUACUCUGUUCUUUAACCCUAAGGUGCGCUACCAAUUUGCUGUAGUGUUCGGUAGCGGCAACUAUCAGGAGCUUGGGGCAUACUCCGAUUCCAUCAAGUUGCACCAGAGUGGUACUGUCCACUUCACCUCGGCAUCUGAGUUCAUCAAGCAGGCUAAUGUCAUGGAAGGUGUGACUAAUGUCUUCCAUCCCGGUGAUGUGACUCGGCUAAUGAAGGACACUACUGUCACGGAUAUCCCCGUUCGUUACGUGAACUUUUUAUGCGCCCACCCAAGUUCGCGUACCAUUGAGAUUGUUGACAGAGGCGUACUGGGCCAGAGAUCACGUUCGGUGCUACUAAACGUUGCUAUGGUAUCAAAGCUGCAAAUAGUGAUCAGUGAGCUCCCGGAUGCUAAGGAAAUACCGUUUGAGGGUUUCAGUGAACUUAGUACACCUCAGCAGGGUAUAUCUAUGUUAAGUGUAAAGCGAGUUUACAGGUUACAUGCCAUUGCUUUUGAUUCGGAUAACAACCCUGUGUCAUACCCAUCUUUGGUGGGUCUCACUUUCUCAGUUUGUAGCAGCGGGUUGGUCAAGUUAGUGCACCCUCGCGACUUGGGUUACAGUGUCAACGGCUCUGCAAUGGCCAUUCAGUGUCUUGCGGAGGGCCGUUACACCGUCCGCGCUGAGAUUCGCAACUUUGGAACUGGCAACAGCGAUUCGGAUCGUUCAUUAGUCACGGAAUCGCUAGAGAUAACUGCUUACAAGGAAACUAAGCCUAUUCUAUCCCGUAUUCUCAUGCUCCCCAACAGUGGCGAGUUUGCCUUGUCCAUGCUUGACAGUGCAAUAGCCACUAGUUUCCCAUCGUACAAGGCUGCUUUGGAGUCUUCUAAUGAAGGCAUACUUUCGGUACAGGGUCAGGGUAAACUUGGUGUCAUCAGGUCACACGCCAUUGGUUCCUGUACUCUAACUUCCUACAUCCCUAGUGGGUCAAUGUCACCCGUCAAGUCAAUGACUCCCGUGAUUGUUGCGCUACCACAUUCGUUGUCGAUUAGUGGUUCGAACCAUGUACGUGCGGGAAGUACUUCCUUGCUGUAUGCACGUCUCCAUGACUCAAGUGGGCGUAUAUUCACUCCAGUGUUUCUCAUGGGUUCUUCAAAGGCUAGCUCAAGGUCACAUUGUACUUUUACCUGGUUUGUUUCUGGCCAGGGGGUAUUCAUCGAAAAUGGUGAGCGCUCAUCAUCGGUAUCGGGUGUCGGCCUAGGUCGUGUGACUUUGCUACUGACGUCCCCUGGCGCUGUGUAUGUCACCUUACGUGCUUCAUGCUAUCACCUGGGUACUAAACCACAGGUUGACCUAGUUGCCCCUAAACUACAAAUUGAAUCCUUCAAGCCAUUGGACAUAUUUGGCACUGGCACAACGCAGCCUGUAACCUUAUGCCCCAAUGGUUUCUACCAAAGCCUGGGCGGUGUUGUGGAUCCCGUGGCAUCAAGUGGAGCUGGUCUCCUCACUGUUGACGGCGCCUCCAUCCACACUGAGAACAAGACUGGCGAUGUCCUGUUGAAGACUUCCGACAAUCACGUGACUCACGUGCAGGUGCGUGACAUCGCCCAGCUGCACAUCGGUUCUAAUUUGGGGUCAACUGACAUCAGCGUGUUCAAGAGCGGGCGCAAGGACCUGAAUAUAGAGCUCAAGACCAAUGACGGCGCAUCGGUGCUGUGCCCUUCUGACCUCAAGUUGAAGUACAUGCUCAGUGACGCUUCGCUAUUCCGUGUGGUAUCGAUCACAGGCUCCGUGGUGUCAGUGGUUGCCAAUACUAUCGACGGCUGCUCGAGUCUGUCUCUGUUCCUUGAUGAGCACGACCAGCAGUUUGACGGUGCAAACCUAGUACACGACACCGUGCGUCUGUGUGUAGUCAAUGCGUUGACUCCUCAGGAACUCAGCGUGGUGCGUGGCUCCACUGUGCGGUACCUGGCUGGAUACGGUCGUGGUUUUGGGAUAUCCUUGGACGGUAACGGCUUGAAGCGCCGGUAUGGAUUACCAACGGGAAGCGAUAUUCGCAAAUUCCAGGAUGCAAUAAUCGCCAAGUCUGAUGCCAUCCAUGGCGAUAUUCGCGCAGACCUCGUUCGCGCGCUGGCUAAUGUUUUAACUGAUAUGGGUGCUACCCAGGAAGAAGGUUGCGAUAGUUUACAGAUACUGCCAGGUCGUAUAGAGGCUGUGCAAUACCCCGAUGGGCUAUCGCUUAAAGUGGUCAUUCCAUUCUCCAUAUGCCGUGACGUUGACAGCCUAGUAUUUUGUUCCAAGAUGACUGCUUUGUUACAGGAGUACGGCCGUUCGGCCGGAAGCAUAUUCUCACUCCUCCAGGGACCACUGUUCCCAGUGGAUGUUCCGGGUCCUGACGACUCACACUGGUCAGUGGAUAACCCUGAACUGGUGUCUAUUCAGGGGUCGAAUGCAGUUGCGCUGGACGUGGGCACUGCUGUUGUCAAGUACGACAGCAGUGCCAUGAAGGGUGACGCUCGCUUACAUAUUUUUAACAACAUCACCUCAGUGGAGUACCAGAUGUAUGGCAAAAGUAGCAGUGGUGCCCCUUUUGUGUCUAUGCUAGCUCACAAGGAGUUCAACGAGCCCUUUUAUAUCGGAUUCAAAUGUAUAUCGCCCAGCGGCAAUGCUAUUGAGGCUACUUCACAGGUGGACCCUCAGGUAUUGGCUGUAUGUUCUCUGGUAGCUGGCGAUCCCUGGGUCAAGCAGGUAUUCGUCUCAGAGCCCGUUUACACACGUUUUGACGGGCAUUACACCGGUUGUUUUAUAACAUUACGUGAACCCGCGGAUCAGAAUGAGUGGACGUCCUUGUCCACGGCGUUGAAGAACGCCAGCGAGUCAGUGUCAGACGUUCGUCUUGAGGUUGCGUUGUACAGCACUGUAUCGUCCGGCAGAAAGGCAGGGCAGACUCCAGGCAAUGCAACGCAACCACUCCACGUGGCUCUGCGGAAGGUCGAUAUCGCAUUAUGGCAACGGUCGUUCAAGUGGCGUUUACCGGUGUUCGUCAAGUUCGCCGAUGCCAAUGGCGUUGGUCAAGAACAAGUGUCCCUGGAGCCUGGUAAAAGCAUGCUACUAAUGGUCUACCCAUAUUAUUCACGAUGUAAGUUGGUUGUUAGCGGUAGCAGCCACUAUAAAGCGCGCAUUCAACAAUGCCAGGGGCUGCUUUGUACACUGCUGAUUGACAAUGACGGCGUAGUGGAAGGAUGCAAAGUCAGUGUUGUAUGCCAGCGUGCCACUGCGGGUACUCUGGUGAUAUCCAGUGGCGAACGCAGCGGAACAGUUGUGGCAACGGUGGCCAAGACUACAGGUCACGUUACUGAUUUCAUUCUCCUACUGUUUACUGCAUGCUUUGCAGCUGGCUUUGUGUAUCUCAUCUAUGCGUUCUCGCACAGGCCAAACUCACGGUUCUACGAGAGUACGGAGCCCAUCAAGUUGGAGCGACGUAUGCCGAACGUCUUUGAGAAGUUGUACCAAUCGGAUUACCACGGCGGGCCGGCUUCGUCCACCACGAAGUACUAUCAACGCCGUAAACUCUAGUUAAACUUUGAAUUGAAUUAUAAAUGCAGA